Messenger RNA from Oryza sativa Japonica Group (Japanese rice), 1266 nucleotides. Lineage: Eukaryota; Viridiplantae; Streptophyta; Magnoliopsida; Poales; Poaceae. The record is from RefSeq and is a predicted model, not a curated record.
CCCAAUCCCCUCACAGCCUUAAACCCUAGCUCCGCCUCCCACCUCCCUUUUCUUUUCUAGGGUUCUUCCGCCGCCGCCGCCGCCGCCGCCGAUUCCGAUGGAGUUCUGGGGUCUUGAAGUCAAGCCUGGACAGACUGUCAAAUGUGAGCCUGAAGAUGAACGCUUUUUGCACCUUUCUCAGGCUGCUCUUGGGGAAUCAAAGAAAGGAUCUGACAAUGCAGUAAUGUAUGUUAAAACUGAUGAUCAAAAGCUAGUCAUUGGAACCCUCUCAGCUGACAAGUUCCCUCAAAUCCAGUUUGAUUUGGUCUUUGACAAAGAGUUUGAGCUGUCACACACUUCAAAGACUGCUAGUGUGUUCUUUUCUGGCUACAAAGUUUCCCAGCCGGCUGAGGAAGAUGAAAUGGAUUUUGAUUCUGAAGAAGUUGAAGAUGAAGAGGAGGAAGAAAAGAUCAUUCCAGCUCCCAGGGCAAAUGGCAAAGUUGAAGGGAAGGAAAAUGAGCAGAAAAAACAAGGCAAGACAGAUUCUUCAGCUUCAAAAUCAAAGGCUGCAGUGAAUGACGAUGAUGAUGAUGAUGACAGUGAUGAGGAUGAUUCUGAGGACGAAGAUCUUUCUCCUGAGGAUGAUGAUGAUGAUUCUUCUGAGGAUGAUUCCAGCGAAGAUGAUGAGGAUGAGAGUGACGAGGAAGAUACUCCCAAGAAGCCAGAGACUGGAAAGAGGAAAGUAGCUGAAAUUGUGUUGAAGACACCUUCGUCUGAUAAGAAAGCAAAGAUUGCUACACCGUCAGGCCAGAAGACAGGUGACAAGAAGGGUGUCCAUGUAGCAACUCCACAUCCGGCAAAGCAGGCUAGCAAGACCCCCGUGAAUGACAAGUCAAAGGAGAAGUCCCCAAAAUCCGGUGGUGGGUCAAUUUCUUGCAAGUCAUGCAGCAAGACGUUCAACAGUGAAAUGGCUCUGCAAUCUCACUCGAAGGCCAAGCACCCCGCCAAGUGAAGAAUGAGACAACGGAUGCUGAGCUGAGAAAUAUUGGUGUCGUUUGAGUUGGUUAUCUGAAAUGAAAUGAAAUGCUGCAAACUAUUUGGUGUUAUGAGUAGUGUCGUGACGGUUUAUGUGGUGCAAACUAUUUAGUCUAGAAAAAAAAAAUCUGUGGUGCGAACUGAGCUACAAUUUUAUUCGGUCAAGGUCAGUGGAGUGAUUGGUUUAUUUUGGAUGGAAUUAUUGUUCUUCCCUGUUAUUCGGUUAAUUCCCACGAGAAAGGAUUGAUAACA